Cataglyphis hispanica is the source of this 3732-nucleotide messenger RNA. Its product is annotated as adenylate kinase isoenzyme 5. Gene Ontology annotation, molecular function: ATP binding; UMP kinase activity. The record is from RefSeq and is a predicted model, not a curated record. Bases 800 to 2656 code for a protein of 618 amino acids. Lineage: Eukaryota; Metazoa; Arthropoda; Insecta; Hymenoptera; Formicidae. Gene Ontology annotation, cellular component: nucleus; cytoplasm. Gene Ontology annotation, biological process: UDP biosynthetic process; CDP biosynthetic process. The transcript has 12 exons.
AAGGGCGUAAAAACUCGGUUGCACAAAAGCGUCGUGACUCAUAGUCGUUUGUGUUGUCGCGCGCGACGCAAAGCCGGUGGUCUUUCUGGGUGAACGGGAAGCUGGAGUGUGUUUUCCAAUCCUUCGAGUUCGCCGAUGUGUAAUAAUCGGUUCCCUUUGACUCAAAGGAAAACGUGUGAAAUUUAUCUUCGUUAUCGAUGAGAGAUCGAUCGUUGAACUCGAAAGUUUUCGGUGCUUCAUUUAUCCCGGUAUAAUAAUCGCAUUCGCAUUUUUAUAAGGGUGCUCGCAAUUUCCUCGUUCUUAUCCAAGAGUCGCGCAUGAUAUAAGAUGACAUUUGAAAUGAAGAUGAUUGUAAUGAUUUGUUGUGGAUUCCUCGGAUAAAUUUUUGAAAGUCCAAUGUGGACAGUGAUUUUACUUGGUUUUAUUCUCAAAUGCUUAUUAAGGAAGUUACGUCGAAUAGAUUCGACGCGAAUCAACACGUGGCAGGUGCACACGCCUCCGUCAUUAGGGCAUCGCUUUGUAGCGAAGAAAAUUAAAUUCCACGGAUAAAAUCGAAUUGAACUUGGACAAUUAAACUAGUGUACAUUUGUCGAGGCAAUUUUCGAUUACAAAAAAUCGAUUAAAAAAACCGUCGAAUAAUAAAACGCUGAAUACUUGUCACUAAUGUGAAAGUCUCGUGAGGUCACAUACUGCGUAUGGUUCUUCAGAACUUCACGCGUGUUGAAGCAGGGAUGAAUUCAUCUGCCAGAAGCAUGUGAAUGUAAAUGGCCGUGGAAGGAUUGUCCUCGAACGACUUACUAUGGGCAUCUGCCUUGACACUGAUCAGCAACAUGGAUCGCAGGUGUUCGAGGAAAGCGAUGCUCGAGCUACAGGAAGAUGGAGAGGCGAGGCAGGUCUUUUGGCAACUCCACCAGAUGGACAUUUUCCGAAGCAAAAUGUUGGUCCAGUUAAAUUCGAAAUACCAAAAGUUCCCGUUAUAUUUGUCCUUGGCGGUCCCGGUAGUGGUAAGGUGACAUAUUGCGACAAUUUGAUACAAGAGAAAAAGGGAAUAACGCAUAUCAACAUGAUGGAUCUUCUUCAACAAUAUGCACUAGGGAAUGAUAUGCAGGAUUUUGGACAACUUAGUAGUAAGACUGUCACAGAAGUACUCAUGCUCGAGAUAAAAAUGUCCCCGGGAGCCAAAGUCUUUCUUGUAAGCGGAUAUCCGCGAAAUAUGCGUGACGUAGUGGAAUAUGCCGAAAAAAUAAAAAUCGUCAACGGCGUCAUUCUUAUAUCGUGGAGACAAGAAGUAUUGGAAAGACAAAUUGAUUUCGGUGCUCAACUCGGUCACGUCAUCAUCGGAUUGGCUAGAAUGGAGUUGCAUAAUUUUUACAGGAAUGUCAUGCCAGUCGCGGAAUAUUUUGAUCAAAGUGGAAUGUUACUUGAGGUAAAUGGAGAGCGUAAUCCGAGUGAGGUCUAUGUUAGUUUUCGGGAUGCCGUUCUUAGAAUUCUCGGCAUGUCAAGCGGCGAGAAUCGUGAUCAAGAUAUACCUCAAUCUUUAGAAGCCGAGGUCGAAGUGGAAAGGAGAAAAGAAUCGAUUACGAGUCCACCGCUACCGAAGCAACAAGUCGUAGCAUCUAUGACGACGCAAUCGCCGGUACACAUAAAUGCGCCAUUGAAAACCGCGAAUAAACCGAGAAAAGGAUUACCAGCAUUUAUCUGGGUGAUAGGUGGACCGGGAAGUAAUAAAGCGGCUCUUUGCACCCAAGCCGUUCGCAAUAUGCCAGGCUGGAUACACGUAAGUAUCGGGGAAUUGUUAAGAACAAUGGCAUCGUCGAAUAUGAUUGUGAACGACGCCAUCGUUUCGGGUGAGAUGGUACCGCAUGACAUCGUGAUGCAACUUGUGGAGCAACAGAUCCUUCUCAAUCGAGACACGGAUGGUAUUGUCAUGGAUGGAUAUCCGAGAGACUUGAAUCAAGUGCAAGAAUUCGAAAGCAAGUUUGGACAAGAACCUCCGCUAGUACUACUCGAUUGCUCCAAGCUGCAGCUCGGGAGAGGAAGACUGGACGACAGUGUUUCGGCAUUUAGGAAAAGAUUGGAGCUCUUUCGCGAGGUAUCUCUUCCCAUGCUGAAAACACUGGACAACGACAAUCGUUUAAUAAUUGUGGAUGGAGAUACGGAUGUGCCUAGCGUGCAGCAGGAUUUUGCCGCUGCGUUGUAUCAGCUGAUGCAUCGGGCACGUCGCAAGGAGGAGGAAAAUCUCCAUGAUGCAGAUAUGCCGACAAUCGAAGGUCACCCAAACGGAAUACACGCCGUGACCGAUCAAACUGAACGUGCCACAUCUAACAAUGUUAUCAAGCGGAUGGUCAACGGCGUGUCUAAUCACAUUGGAAACGGGAUCGAUGCGAAAAAAAUUAAUGGAAUUACCGCUCAAGGAAUAGGCGCUAUCUCUAAUGGCGUAUUGAACAAUAUGAAGCAUAUUCAUCAGAACGGUCAUAUUUAUCAAAAUGGCACUGUAAACGGGACAGUACAUAUGCUGCAGAAUGGUGCAGCGCAUCUAGCCAACGGCAUUGGCAACAAUAAAGUUGCGCCGGCGGUCAACAACUAUUUGCCAAAGGAUCCAAUCAAGAAAAUGUACAACGAAGUCGAAGGUUAUCAGCAGAAUCUUCACAUGUAAACGUGAUAUGCCAGUCUACGUGACAUCUUUUUUUUUUAAAUAUCAUUGAAGACUUUCACUUGUUAAUGUUGUACGAAAGAGCCACAGAUUUGGGAUGGCCUCAGACUUUCUAUCGACAACUUUGUUGAUAGUUAUGCUCGCGCGUCGCGUCUUUUAGCGACAAGUGUAUUAAUAUAAUAUGGUGCCUUAGAAUAAAUACCUACUAUUUAAAUAGUUUGAUUAAUAAAUACGUACAUUUACUAAAUAUAAAAAGCCAAAUAAUUAUGAAUGUGUAUUAUAACAGGAUGACAUUUUUCAAGGCUCGAUUUCGAAAUAAUGAAAAUGCAAAAUAAGCGUCUACUUCUAAGCAAGAAUUUAUAGAGCAAUGCGUGCCGGCAAGCAUAGAUGUAUAUUUGUUAAAUACUGGCUAUUGGAAGAUAGGAUUUAUAUUGAACAAUAAAUUUGAAUUCACAACACCUAUAUACAAUACCUAAAUUGCUACUUUAUUUUUGGUUAACGUUCUAUUAAAGAGAAUCUUAAUAAAUGAAAGAGUCCAAAUCAGUUUUGCAAAAGAAUUAUAAGUAUAAAGUAUUAUGAUAUAAAAUUGAUAUAAAAUAUAUGGCAAAUAAAAAAUAUUUCAAGCGCGCGUUAUCGCAGAGACAUUAAGUUUUGCCGGCUUGCACUGAUCUACAUGUAUGUGUGUAUGUAUGUUUGUACAUGCAUGUAUGUACUUGGAAGUCUAGGUACAUAUUAUGAUCUAGGAAAUAUAUACCAUGAUCUAGACUUAAAUCUAGACUUAAUGUUUAGAUACACUGUAAGCUAAAUAUUUUGUUAACAUUGUUAUAAUUUAUAAACUAAUUUUAAGAGUUAUGCUAUAUAUAACAUGAAUAUUAAGAAACAUUUUUAGGCUUUAAUCGAAUGUAUUAUGAAGAUUACAUUGAUACGCCGCGCCGCCAAAUUUUUCAAUUCUUACCUCACGAUAUCUCGAUGACUGUUCGCUAGAUAAAAUGAUGAAGGACUUUAAGACUCGAUUUAGUCACAGAAGUUGCAAUGAUCAUAACUUUGAUUUACAAAAGUAAAUUACUUAUUUUAUCAAA